Messenger RNA from Atta colombica, 1319 nucleotides. It is a transcript of the gene Alg2, whose product is annotated as alpha-1,3/1,6-mannosyltransferase ALG2. The transcript has 2 exons. The record is from RefSeq and is a predicted model, not a curated record. Gene Ontology annotation, molecular function: alpha-1,3-mannosyltransferase activity; GDP-Man:Man(1)GlcNAc(2)-PP-Dol alpha-1,3-mannosyltransferase activity. NCBI's taxonomy places the organism in Eukaryota, Metazoa, Arthropoda, Insecta, Hymenoptera, Formicidae. The coding region runs from base 99 to 1319 and encodes 406 amino acids.
GUAAAAGAAAGCCUGUCCCAAUUAUUUAUGUCGCGGUAAUUUUGUACUUUCCAAUAAAUACGUAGUGAUGGCCGUUUGACGGAUUAUUCGUGAGUACGAUGACACGCGUCACAUUUUUACAUCCCGAUCUCGGUAUCGGUGGCGCGGAGAGACUCGUUGUCGACGCAGCUCUAGCAUUGAAGAAGUAUGGCCACGAUGUAAAUUUCGUGACAACUCAUCACGAUCCGGAGCAUUGUUUCUUAGAAACUAAAGAUGGGACGAUUCCCGUUACCGUUGUGGGCAAUUGGCUGCCUAGGCACAUUCUAGGCAGGUUCUAUGCGUUCUGUGCUUAUAUACGCAUGAUAUAUGCAGCCAGCUACAUAAUAUUUAGUGAUCAUCGACCAGAAGUUGUUUUUUGUGACUUGGUGUCCAUCUGUAUUUUCGUACUUAGAUUGCGCAUUCCAUAUGUAGUAUUUUAUUGUCAUUAUCCAGACCAGCUGCUCUCAUAUCCUGGUGGUUAUUUUAAACAGCUUUACCGUAUGCCACUGAAUUAUCUAGAAGAGAUUACAACUGGCAUGGCGCAUAAAAUAUUUGUAAAUAGUUGUUUUACAAGCAAUGUGUUCAAGAACAUAUUCAAAAGAUUGAAAAUCAAACCAGAAAUUUUGUAUCCUUCCAUUAACACAGAUUUUUUUGAUAAGACAAGAAUAGUAUCUAUAGAGAGGGUAAUUGAUAGGAAACUUCCGGAUGAUAGUAUUAUAUUGUUAUCUAUCAAUAGGUAUGAGCGUAAAAAAAAAUUGUCUAUUGCAAUAGAAGCUCUUGCAGAACUAAAGAAACUUUUAACAAAGGAAGUAUACAAGAGAGUAUUCUUGAUUAUGGCUGGUGGAUAUGAUAAAAGGAUCGAGGAAAAUGUGGAAUAUCACCUGGAAUUGAUAGGACUUGCAGAUGAGUUACAUGUAACAGACAAAGUAAUAUUCUUACGUUCACCCUCCGACAUAGACAAAGUUUCCAUAAUACAUCAUUGUAAAAUUGUGAUAUAUACUCCACCGAACGAGCACUUUGGAAUAGUACCUUUGGAAGCGAUGUAUAUGGGCAAACCAGUAAUUGCUCAUAAUUCCGGUGGUCCCACAGAAUCGAUAAUUUCUGGAAAAACUGGUUUCUUAGUAGAUUUAUCUGGUGAAGCAUUUGCCACCAAAAUAGCUUAUUUAAUCACAAAUUCAAAUCAUCUUGAGGAUUUUGGUAGAUCGGGUCAAUGCAGAUUUUCGGAAACAUUUAGUUUCGCUGCUUUUAGUGCUCAAUUAAAUAAAGCGAUAAAUGACUUAACUGAUGCAAAGACAAAAUAA